Molecule: messenger RNA, 1659 nt
Organism: Toxorhynchites rutilus septentrionalis
Lineage: Eukaryota; Metazoa; Arthropoda; Insecta; Diptera; Culicidae
Exons: 1
Coding region: 1-1659 (552 amino acids)
Biological process (GO): DNA integration
Molecular function (GO): nucleic acid binding
Source: RefSeq, a predicted model, not a curated record
AUGGGCAACCUAUGGUUUCGGGGACCUUCGUUCCUGUACAGAACGGAAGACGAGUGGCCGGAAAAUCGUCGGUUCACCACGGCAACCGAAAUAACGAAUGCACAGCAUGCCCAAUGGCAAACUCCGAAGUCUCUCAUCGACGUUACUCGCUUCAGUAAGUGGGAAAGGCUCCAACGGACACAAGCGUACGUGAUCCGUUUCAUCGAAAAUCUUAAUCGCUCACGGAAAGGAGAACGCCCUCUACACGGCGUAUUAUCACAAAAGAAACUGGAACAAGCUGAGAAACUACUGUGGAGGCAGGCUCAAAUUGAGUUUUACGCAGCAGAGAGACGAACCUUGCUGGAAAACCAAAAGUAUGCGCAGGCGCAGCAUAAUCUGGUAUCUAAGACGAGCAUUAUCUACAAGCUGAGGCCGUAUUUAGACGAGGAUGGACUACUUCGGAUGCGGGGGAGAAUCGGAGCUGCGUGGUACGCUCCAUACGAAGCUAAGUACCCGGUAAUCUUACCAGAUACCCACCUAAUAACUUCUCUCCUUACAGACUGGUUCCACCGCCGCUACCACCACGCCAAUCACGAGACGGUCGUCAAUGAAAUGAGACAGCGAUAUGAAAUACCUAGGCUUCGGGCGCUGGUCAAACGUGUCGUGAAAAGUUGCUACAUCUGUCAACUGGCAAAGGUCACUCCUUGUCCACCUCCGAUGGCGCCGUUGCCGAAGCAAAGAUUGACUCCGUACGUGAGACCGUUUUCAUACGUUGGAGUCGACUAUUUCGGACCCCUUCUCGUCAAAGUAGGCCGAUCGGAAGUAAAACGCUGGGUCGCGUUAUUUACAUGUAUGACGGUGAGGGCGAUACACCUAGAAGUGGUGCAUAGCCUGUCCAGCGAGUCCUGCGUGAUGGCGGUUAGACGAUUCAUCGCUCGGCGGGGCGCUCCCGUCGAAAUUUUUAGCGACAACGGGACUUGCUUCGUGGGUGCGAACAAAAAACUGCAACAAGAGAUACGAUCGAUGAACGACACAUUAGCUACAACGUUCACCAACGCAAACACACAUUGGAGUUUCAACCCCCCCGCUGCGCCUCAUAUGGGUGGGGUCUGGGAACGCCUAGUUCGUUCGGUGAAACAAGCUAUCGGAACGAUCCUCGACGCCCCACGUAAACCCAACGAUGAAACAUUGGCAACAAUUCUUGUGGAUGCCGAGUCGAUGAUCAACUCACGGCCUCUAACUUACGUGCCACUGGAAACCGCUGAUGAAGAGUCGUUGACCCCAAACCACUUCUUACUAGGGAGUUCAUCGGGCGUGAAACAAACCCAGUCGGAACCGGUAGACUACCGGACGAAUCUUCGGAGCAGUUGGUCUCUUGCGCAGCAUAUCACGGAUACGAUGUGGAAGAGGUGGAGCAAAGAGUAUCUGCCAGUCAUCAGAAGGCAAGGAAAAUGGUUCGGCAAUGUUCGAGAUAUUCACGAGAGCGACUUGGUACUGAUGGUGGGAGACGCGGUGCGAAACCAGUAUGUGAGAGCGAGAGUUGAGAAGUUCAGAGGACGCGAUGGACGAGUCCGUCAAGCCCAAGUGCGUACAGCUACCGCAGUCUACAAACGGCCAGUCGUUAGAUUGGCAUUACUCGACGUGGGAUUGGACGGUGAAGCCGUCAAAGAAUCUACAUAA